AUGCCUGAUGGCGAGGGCGUACCGCAACUGGUAGAUUUACAUGAGCCUGUGGAUGAGGAGUUACUGAAGACAAGAAAUGGUGCCAACAACCAGUACUGGUUGUUUACCAGGCAGAACCCCAACAACCGUCAGGUGAUCACCCACGGCAACGCGAACACUAUUAGGAACUCGAACUACAAUAGGAACCGGCCCCUCAAAGUAAUUGUUCACGGAUGGAAUAACAAUGGCAACACCCAGAUGAACCCCCUCAUCACAUCCGCUUUCCUCGCCGUGCAAGAUGCGAACGUCAUCGUAGUAGACUGGAACCGUCUCGCCAAUUCUAAUUACAACACGGCCGCUGCCGGCGUUCCUAAUGUAGGUCAACACCUUGGCAACUUCCUGGUAUGGCUCAUCAACACUGGCGGUGGUAAUUGGAACAACGUUCAUUUGGUGGGCUUCAGCCUUGGCGCCCACGUCGUCGGUAACGCCGGCCGCACUGCCGGUGGCCGCGCAUCUCGUGUUACUGGAUUGGACCCGGCUGGCCCGCUAUGGAGUGGUAACGGGAACGCGCUGGGCCGCAACGCCGGACAAUAUGUCGAAUCUAUCCACACUGACGGUCACAUCCUCGGUAUUAUGAACGCUAUCUCGCACGCCGACUUCUAUCCGAACGGUGGUAAGAACCCGCAGCCCGGCUGUUGGGUAAGCACCUGCUCUCAUGGACGCGCAACUGAGUUGUUCGCCGCCAGCGUCCGCUUCAACCGUUUCGUCGGCAGACGGUGUGCGAAUAUUUGGGAGGCUGAACUAUCAACUUGCGGCGGAGCAAACUUCAACAUGGGCAACGCAAUCAUUAACAAACGAGGAAGCUUAACGACAUCUAGCGUCAAACGGACUAGCGGAGUAGUGAAGUUCGCGCGGGUUUGGACCGACAGCGACCCCACCCACGGACUAGCGGCAGGAGCGAACUUCGCGCGGGCCCUCCGGCACCGCAGCGGCACACAU
Molecule: messenger RNA, 978 nt
Organism: Iphiclides podalirius (scarce swallowtail)
Lineage: Eukaryota; Metazoa; Arthropoda; Insecta; Lepidoptera; Papilionidae
Source: the annotation of a GenBank genome assembly